ACGUCACUUCCGCCAGCCGGUGGUGACCGUGUUUCCGGGUCCGGCUGAGUUUGUUGAGGCGUCGGUUCUGUCAGGAACCAGCCGCACUGGGCAAUGAGCCCCUUGAGGGAGAGGAACUGAUUGGAUGGAAGAUACAUCAGGCACAGACUGCUGUGUGCUUGUGCCUUGACUGUCUGAACUGGGGUGAUCCUGCCUUUGAGGGCUUGUCUGGCUCUUGAAAAUGUUUGCAAACCUAAAGAAGAGGAUUGCGGCAGAGGCAGCUACUUCUCCGCGGCCAGGAGGGGUGCCCAGAAUGCCCAGAUCGGUCAGCAAGGAGUCCAUUACAUCUGUAGGAGCAGAUUCUGGGGAUGACUUUCCCUCAGAUGGAAGCAGCUCCAGGGAGGACCUCUCAUCUCAGCUCUUCAGGAGGAAUGAACAAAUCCGGAAGCUGGAAGUCAAGCUGUCUGAUUACGCCGAGCAGGUCCGAAACUUGCAGAAGAUUAAGGAGAAGCUUGAGAACGCUUUAGAGACCCAUCAGGAUUCCUUUGUGAAGAAGCUCCAAGAGCAGAAUGAGGCUCAUCAAGCCAGCACGGCCAAGAUGGCAGAAGGCACGGUCUUGGCUCUGGAGAAGAAGGACCAGGAAUGGAGGGAGAAGCUGUCACACCUUGAAAAGGAGAAGAAGCUCCUUUCGGCACAGCUACAAGAGAUGAGAGAGCAGAGCUUGAACCUCUUCCAGAAAAGGGAUGAGAUUGAUGAGUUGGAGGGCUUCCAGCAGCAGGAGCUGGCUAAAGUCAAGCACAUGCUUUUGAAGAAGGAAGAGUCACUAGCCCAGAUGGAGCAGGAAUUGGGAUCCUCCACACAAGAGCUGCAGCGCACCCGAGAGGAGCUGCAGACCUUUCGCACUUUGUCCUCCUGCCAGGCAGCAGAGUUACAGCAACUACGACAACAGCAUGCAGAGCUGGAAGCAGAGAGAGAUGAGCUCAUUGAUGCAGAGGAGAGUGCAGAAAGCAAGAUCACGACUUUAGAGCAGCGGAGCCAGGAGCUCCAAGCGUACAUUCAGCAACUUUCAGUAGAUCUACAAAAUGCUCAAGUAUCUGCCGCCAGUUGUGAAAAGCAAUUGGAAGCACUGCAGCAAGAACACGACUCUCUGAAACAGGAGUAUGAACAGCAUAAGCAAAAGAUGAUUGUUGAGGUGGAGGAGAAAAGCCAACUCGUGGGCCACUUGCAGGAGAAAGUGACCAUCCUGGAGAAGCACUUUGAAGGGAAUCUCUCUGGUGAUGAGCAUGUCCAGGAGCUGCUCAGGGAGAAAAGUGCUCUGGAGCAGAGACUGGAGGAGGCCAGGCAGCAGCUUUCAGCUGCACGGACAAGCCAUGCAGAGAGUUUAAAUCUUCUGGAGACUCAGAUUGACAAACUGAACUGCCAGUUGGCUGAAAGGCAGGUGUGCCUAAGAGUAAGAGAGGAGCUUGUGUGGAGCCUCCAGGAAAGUAGUUCACCACAGGUGAAAGAUCUAGAACAGGCGCUACAGCUUGCUAACGAGACAGCAGCAAAAAGCAAAGAAGAGAUGGAAGAGAGAGAGCUGCAGAUCCAAAAGCUGCAGCAAACAGAUCUGCAGCUGGAGAGAAUCCAAGCGCAGGAAGGCCUUUCCAUUGUGCAGCACCAGUGCACAGAGCAAGUUGGGAGGCUGCAGGAGCAGAUGGCAACCCUGGAAGCUGCCCAGGAGACAGAAAGGGUGGCUGCACAUCAGAUGAUGAGCCAACUGGAAAAAGAAAAUGCAGAACUGAAAGACAGAUGCAAAGAUUUGGAAAGCUCCUUAAGGAAGCAAGAAUCUGAAUUGGAAAGGCUAAAGGCAGAAUUGAGCAGUAGCGCUGAAACCACCCAAGCCCUGGAGAAGACGCGAGGGCAAAGGGAGCAUCAACUGCAGCAGGAGCUUGUGGAUCUGACUGUGCUGUUGAAUGAGAAGGACCUGCUGAUUGCAGAGAAAGCAGAGGCACUUCUGAAAGGGGAGGAAGAGCUGAAGCACUUAAGGCAAGAUCACGAUGCACUUCUGCUGCAGAUGGACCAGUUGCAGUCCAACCUUGAGUUGUGCCAGCACCAGGCCAUGGAGACAGAAGCUGCGGCAGAGAAACGGAUGAGUGCUUUGCAAGAGCAGCUACAGUACCAGCAGGAGCGCCUCUUAGUCAGCGAGAAGCAAGCUGCUACAUUAGAACUGACUUCUGCAGCCCUGAAAAAGCAUCUGUGUUCCUCUGAAGAUAGGGAAACAGAGCCAAAUGGAGAGGUGGCUGCCACUGAUAUUGUCCAGCUCCAGAAGGAAAACAGAGACUUGGAGCAGCAAAUCACAGAGAAGAAUAAGACAAUAAAGCAGCUGCAGCAGAGGAUGGCAGAGCUGAAGAAAACCUUGCAGAAAGAAUUGAAAAUGCGACCCGAUGGUGAGGUCCCUGAGGUCGCCACUGCUGCCUUGACUGUAACAAACAACUCCGAUCUGAAUGACUCCCGAGAGAUAAACUUUGAGUACCUUAAGCACGUGGUGCUAAAAUUUAUGUCCUGCCGGGAAUCAGAGGCAUUCCACCUGAUAAAAGCCAUGUCUGUGUUGCUAAACUUCUCUCAAGAGGAAGAAAACAUGCUCAAGGAAACCUUGGAGUAUAAGAUGUCGUGGUUCGGGUCAAAACCAUCUCCCAGGGGCAGCAUCCGACCCUCCAUCUCAAGUCCGAGGACUCCGUGGUCGUGAGUGCCCCCCCUUGACCCAAGGAUGUGCUGCCUGCCUCCAGCUGCUUUUUUUUCUAUGAAAAGGAUGCUGCACCCACCAACUGAGGUGGUGUCUUAUUGCUGUCACCACAGUAUUUUUGUACAAGAACUUUGAAAAAUUGUUUACAAAGCUGUACUGUAAAAGGAGUGUCCUUUGCUGCAGCCUGACACCCCCUCUCCCGAUUCCAUCAUUUAGUGAUAACAAAUGGCCCUGGCUUCUGAGGCCUUGUGGAACCCAAGCAGUUGUGUUUCUGGUGGCAGGAAUUAGCAGCAUGGGGCAGUUUCUGUCACAAACUGAAAUCCCGAGUGUUGAGGAACAAGUGCAUGUGUCUGUGCUGCACUUACAUCAUUCCAGACAGUGUAGAAAACCUUGCCGGGGUGGGGUGGGGAUGGGGAGCAAUUCUGCUUUCUCAGACUGAUAACACUUCCCUUUCUUCUCAGCACUGCUUCACCAAGGCUGACUGAAACUGCUGGUGCAUUCACACCUAUGCUGCAAACAGCCCCAUCUGCUUCAGUCAGGGCCAGCUUUAUUAUUCUUAAAGAAAAAUGAUUAAGUGGUCUUCACAAAGCUUCAUGUACUUGCCUUACCUUUCUAGAAGAACAUAGCAAGUUGCAGAGCAGAAGGAGGGCGGCGGCCUCUCAUUUUUAAAGUGAAAACAGUAAGGUGACGAGGUUGCUUUGAGAGAACAUGUUCUGUUUCACCUCUAGCUGAAUUUGUUUCCAGGGAAGGGGGCAGGUGCAUCAGCCUCUGACAACAUAUCCUAGCUCCAUUUCAGCUGCAACACUAGCAAUCCAUGUUGCUUCUUUUAACAGAUUGGGAGCUCCUCACAUAAUCACAGUUAAUUUUUUUACACUACUUGAAGGUAGCAGUCAGUUUGGCUGAUUAGAAAGAAGAAACAAAGUAGAUGACCUUGCUUAAGAAUUCUUUUUUCUUUAGUUAUAAACCAAACAAAAAAAGCCCUCCACACUCACCCUAUAUUUUUAUUCACCAAUCUAUGUAAAGAUACUGUCUAUUCUGUACAGAACAUCAACCAUGUUAAGAGAGCAGGUUGCAAUUUUAAUAUUGCCUCUGCAUAUUGCUAAGCUACAGUAUAUUUUUGUUUACAAAGUGCUUAUUAAGAAGAAAAAACCAGCCAUGGUGGGGUUGGUUUUUCUUACCAAGAGCACAGCGUAAAAUUUCUACUGGUUGAUACUUUAUUGUAUUUUCCCAGAGUCACCUUUUUUAAGGUAUUGUAUGGAAACCCUCUUGGGCAGGACUCUAUAGUAGCCUUAGUGUUGAAUUCUUGUAAGGUAUCAGAGCAGGAAUGAGGUGUGUAUAUUCAUUCAGCGGUAGCAACCAAUGCACUUUUUCUCCUUGUACAAAGAAAACACAAACCACCUUUGGAGUGUAUGUAGAAAAAAGCCUUUAUGGACACUUGGGAAGUCCAUUCAUUCUGUGUACAUAAGGACUGUAUUAUGUAAUGGCUUGUAGAGUCCUAAUUUGUGGUGCAAUACAUUUUUGAUUAAAACUUGAGGCUACUUAAUUAUC
Molecule: messenger RNA, 4249 nt
Organism: Lacerta agilis (Sand lizard)
Lineage: Eukaryota; Metazoa; Chordata; Lepidosauria; Squamata; Lacertidae
Gene: GOLGA1
Product: golgin A1
Exons: 24
Coding region: 221-2704 (827 amino acids)
Cellular component (GO): Golgi apparatus
Source: RefSeq, a predicted model, not a curated record